Molecule: messenger RNA, 7875 nt
Organism: Culex pipiens pallens (northern house mosquito)
Lineage: Eukaryota; Metazoa; Arthropoda; Insecta; Diptera; Culicidae
Gene: BRWD3
Product: PH-interacting protein
Exons: 10
Coding region: 459-7211 (2250 amino acids)
Biological process (GO): regulation of transcription by RNA polymerase II; cytoskeleton organization; regulation of cell shape
Cellular component (GO): nucleus
Molecular function (GO): protein binding
Source: RefSeq, a predicted model, not a curated record
UUCACAAGAAAGCAAACCACCAGUCAGUGCAGAUCGUGCUCCGCGAAAAAUCGUUCUUUUCCGUGCAAAACCCGCUCCAAGUGUUCCGGAAUCGAUUACAAACCGUGCGUGAAGGUGUCCCGAGGGCGCGUCCGGUCGUGAAACAUGGAUUACGGCGGCGGAUGGUCGUGAAAAGUGCGGAAAACUUUUGGUUCGCUUGGCUGGGAAGAGCCAAAAAAAAAAGGCAAAGACAAAAGAGUGGAACGAUUGGUCGACCACUCACCAGCGACAAAGUGAGCGGUGAGAGUGCGUGCGCUCGCGAGUGAUUGCGUCAGUGUGGGAGUGAGUGGCGGAGCAACUACUGAGAACCGUGACUUGAAUUUUGGCAGAGUUAUGUCGGAAGUGAAAUAACUUAGCCCAAGUGGAACAGUGAUUAUUUUGUGGAAAAUGCAGUUUUUAUUAGAUUUCCGCACCUAAAAAUGGAUACAAACAUUGUUAGAAUGGAGGAGCAAAGUGGGCCGAGCAGGAACAUUCUGGUUCCAGAACUCUACUUCCUGAUUUCCAAGUUCCUGGCCAACGGACCCCUGCAGGAAACGGCCAAGGUUUUGGCCCGCGAAUUGGAGCAUUUAAAUAUCUUGCCGCGCCGUUUGGACUGGACCGGCCAGGAGCACCAGCAGACGUUGGAGGAGUUGGAGCGCAAAUAUCCGCACAUUGGACCGCAGCACCUGCUCGAGCUAUGCGCCCGCAUCGGACCGAUCCUGGACAAGGAGCUGGCGCCGGCCGUCCCCGGGGUGUUGUCCCUGCUGGGCGCCGGUCGGCAGAGCGUCCUCCGUACGCGGCACAGCGUAACCCAGCCCCAGCAGCUGAUCGAUUACUGCUCGCGGCGGAACCACAUGCCCCUGGCCGAUGCCGUCCACCGGAACAACACGCACAACAUCGUGCGGGUGUUGUAUGGGCGCGAGAGUGCCGGGCCGAUCGUACGCCGGCUGGCGAUUCCUAGCUCGUUCUACUCGAAGCAGAUGCUGCAACGGCGCACGUUGGGGCAUUUGAGCGCGGUGUACUGUGUGCUGUUUGACCGGUCGGGCAAGUACAUUAUCACCGGGGCGGAUGACUUGCUGGUGAAGCUGUGGAGCGCCAUCGAUGGGCGGUUGUUGGCCACGUUCCGAGGGGCGUCGGCGGAAAUUACCGAUAUUGCGAUUAAUCUGGACAACACGAUGCUGGCGGCGGGUUCGUUGGAUCGGAUAUUGCGCGUGUGGGACAUUCAGUACGGUGGUCCGAUUGCGGUACUCUCUGGCCACACGGGGAUGAUUACGUCGGUGAAUUUUUGCCCGUCGCCGAAGACGGACAUGCGCUACCUGGUGACGACCAGCACGGACGGAUCGGUCGCUUUUUGGGAGUACAGCACGCGCGGAGGGAAGGCCAACUUUAACUCGAAGCCGGUCAUGUACCACGAGAAGCUGCGACCCGGGCAGGCGCAGAUGAUUUGCGCGUCGUUUUCCCCGGGGGGAAUUUUCCUCGCUGCCGGUUCGGCGGAUCAUCACGUGCGCGUUUACCUAAUGUCCGAGGAUGGGCCCAAGCGGAUCCUCGAGACGGAGUCCCACUCGGACACGGUCGAUUCCAUCCAGUGGGCCCACCGUGGGUUGCGGUUCAUUUCGGGCAGCAAAGAUGGGACCGCACUGGUGUGGCACUUUGAAACGCAACAGUGGAAGUCAACCCGGUUGAACAUGACCGAGCGGUUGCCGAGUUGUCCGCCGCCGACGCCCGAGGAGGCCAGCUCGAAGCCCAAGGUGACGAUGGUGUCGUGGGACAACGGGGACGAUUGGGUCAUCACGGCGGUGAACGAUUUCACCAUUAAAAUCUGGAACGCUCACAACGGCAAGCUGCACAAGGUGCUGCGUGGUCACACGAAUGAAAUCUACGUGCUGGAGUCGCACCAGAAGGAUCCGGGAGUGUUGCUUUCGGCUGGGCACGACGGUCAGCUGUACAUCUGGGACAUUGUGCAGGGCGUUUCGUUGGCCAACUUCCUGAACCACAUCGACGGCCAGGGCGAUGGGGGGAUUUUCGAUGCCAAGUGGUCACCGGACGGAAACAUGAUCGCUGCCACCGAUUCACACGGUCACAUUCUGAUGUUCGGGUACGGUUCCGGGCACGAACGGCUCAAGCAACUGCCGAAGGAGUUGUUCUUUCACACGGAUUAUCGACCGUUGAUUCGAGACUCGUCACACCACGUGAUGGACGAGCAAACGCAAACGAUGCCCCAUCUGAUGCCACCACCGUUCCUGGUCGACAUCGACGGCAAUCCGUACCCUCCGGCCAUGCAGCGGUUAGUCCCUGGACGAGAGAACUGCCCGACGGAUCAGCUGGUGCCAAACAUUGGCAUUGGCGGUCAGGAAGCCGCCGAAUCUCCCUCGCAAGAAGUGUCCUGGUCCAACAUUGACCGAAUGAUCGAAGCGUUGGCCAAUCGGCAAGCCGGAGAUCAGGCACCCGAUUCGAACAACGAUCGCGAUAAUCCUCAGCCUCAAGGAGCGGACGCCCAACCCAACGAUCCGAACCGUCCCGCCGGAGGACGUUCCCAGCAAGGGGUGCAGCGUUUCAGUGCCGGCAACUGGCAUCGCGAUGGCAGCUACAAGUUCCACCGCCGGCAGUACGUUCGCCCGAUGAACCAUUCCCUGCUGCAAAUGCUCAAACAAAAGACGUACGCCGCCGGUCUGCAGGAGCACGAGUUGUACCGUCGCGAGAUGCGUCGGCGGCCGCUCAUGAUCAACACGUCCAACAACAGCAGCUCGUUGACGAGCCAGUCGAAUCGUCGCUCCGGCGGCGGAAGUCGCAACAACUCGAGCCGUCCGUUGCGUCGCUCACAGGCCAACGGCGAUGCCAACGGGAGUCGAGCUCAGCCAGCGUACAGAACGAGAGCCGUGCGGGAAAACGAACCGGAACCGGAAGCUCCCGAGCAGCACGAAUCGUCCUCGUCGGAAACGAGCAACAGCGACGAUUCAACGGCCAUCGAGGAAGAGUUGGACCUGUCCGGAUCGUCCACCUCGGACACGGACAGUUCCGACUACUCGGACUGGGUGUCGCACGAACCGGGUCGCAACCUGGAACCGCCGAAGCGUUCCAAGCGCAAGCACGUCCAACGUCGUGCGUACUCACCUCCGGAAGUGGAAGCCCCGGGACCGUCCAGCAGUAGCAACGGACGGCGCCCGAAGGUGCGCAAGAUCCCAAUCACCCGCGACGGUGAAAUCCCCGAAACGUACCGUCCCCCCGAAUGGCUGUCGGAGGUCAUCCCGCGCAAAGCCCCGUACUACCCGCAGAUGGGCGAUUCGGUGGUGUACUUCCGGCAGGGCCACGCUCGCUACCUGGAGGCCGUCCGCAACAAGAACGUGUUCAACCUGGGCAACAAGUGCGAACCGUGGGCCUCGAUCGAACUGCGUGACCACGAGUGCUGCAAGGUGAUCGGUAUCAAGUACGAGAUUCGACCUCCGCGACUGUGCUGCCUCAAGCUGGGCAUCAUGAACGAGGAGGGCGGUCAAACGGGUCGCUCGUUCGUCAUCAAGUAUCACGACAUGCCCGACGUGCUGGACUUUUUGGUGUUGAAGCAGACGUUCGACACAUCGGUGCGUCGCAACUGGGGACCCGGCGACCGGUUCCGCUGUAUGAUCGAAGACGUGUGGUGGCUCGGCCAAAUCGAAUCUCACAACCAGCUGUCGCCGGACUUCCCCGAUUCGCUGUUUAUGUGCUUCCGGGUACGCUGGGACAACGGCGAGUACGAAUUCAUGAGCCCGUGGGAUUUGGAACCGGUCGACGAGAACCGACUGCCCGUCGAGGUGGGCGGUGCCGUGCCCGUGCUGGACGAAGAACUGAAAGCGACGCUGUAUCAACCCAAGACGGAAGAGUGGCCACGGGGCGAUCGGGACGCGUCCUGUCGGAGGAUUAUCGCCGGACUGGAGCAGGUCAUGGGCCUGGCCAUCGCCGACCUAUUCCUCGCCCCGGUCGAUCUCAACAUCUACCCGGAGUACGCGUUCGUCGUGGAGUAUCCGAUCGAUCUGAACACGAUCAAGGCGCGCUUCGAGAACCACUUUUAUCGGCGCAUCACGUCGGCCCAGUUCGACGUGCGUUACCUGGCCACGAACGCGGAAAAGUUCAACGAAUCGCACAGCAACAUAGUGAAGCACGCGCGGAUCAUUACGGAUCUGUGCCUGCGGAUACUGGGAGAUGUGAACGACGUGGACGUUCCGGCGGUGUACCAUCAGCUGGUGGACACGUAUAUUUCUUCGGACUCGGACAGCGAUACCAACCAGGGAGCGGGACCUUCUACCAGCACCAGCAGCCGACGGCCACCGGCUGGAUCUAGACGAUCUCGCAGGUUGGUCCCGGAGGGCGAUUGGCGCGUCGAUUGCCGCGAGCUGCUCGAGAUGAUCUGGCAGUGCGACGAUUCGGAACCGUUCCGGGAGCCGGUUGAUACCAUUCAGCACCCAGACUACCUGCAAAUCGUGGAUACACCGAUGGAUCUGCGCACCAUCAAGGAGGACCUGCUCGGCGGGAACUACGAGUCGCCGCUGGACUUUUGCAAGGACAUGAAGCUCAUCUUCCAGAACUCGCGCAACUACAACACCAACAAGCGGUCGAGGAUCUACUCGAUGACGCUGCGAUUGAGCACGCUGUUCGAAGCGCACAUCAAACCGAUCAUCUACAACUGGAAGUCGGCCCGGAGGCGUGGCAAGGCGAACGCGGCCAAACGGGCGGCCGGCCAGGGCGGUGGAUCAUCGGCCGGAGCCGGAUCCAGUGGAGGAGCACCAAAGAAUCGUGGCCGCGACGACCGCAGCAGUCGAAGUGGUGGCGGAGCUGGACCCAGCAGUCGACGGUCAAACCCGCAAAACCACAACAACGCCAGCGGAAGCGGGAGUUCGAGGAACCAGAAUCGUACCGAGGAUGACGACGACGAUGACGGUGACGAUGAGGAGGGACCCUCGCGGAAACGACCCACCCGCAACGGAACGGCCUCGGCCCGGCGAAUGCUUUCGAGCAGUUCGAACGGGGUUUCUUCGAGUAGUAACAACGUUUCGCCCGAGGCACAGCCGGGACCGAGUCGAAGCAACAGGGCGGUGCCCAGUGUGGGGGCGUCGGCGGCGGCGGCCGGUACGUCGUCCUCCAGCCGGGUGACGCGAAGAUCUCAGGAAGCUGCAACGGAAGACGACGGAACGAUGAGCAGUGCGGGAACGGACAGCUCGAGCGAUUCCAGUGACAGCAGCGACGACAGCGCGUCGGUUCCGGUGUCCCACCGGCAUGAUUAUGACUCGGGGGAGAUGUACGAUCCGUACAAGCGACGGCGGCGAAAGCAGUCGAAGCCGAAAAAGGCAAAGAAAAAGAAUCCGAGCAAGGUCAGUUCAUCGACGCCGCAGAAGAAGAAGCCUCCGGCGACGAGUGCGGCGACGGCCUCGACGUCCGGUAGUACGGCAAUCGCUGGAGGGUCAAGGUCUGAGCAGUUUUCGUCCAGCAGUCGGCAGCAUCUGCCCCAGCGUAAUGGUACGGUGACGGGGUUGGGAGUGGCGGGCAGCUCAACGAGGAGAGUUGUUGAAGAACGUCGAUCGCAGGAGCAAGACAAACCAAAGAACGUCGCUACUGGAACUGGUGGUGGUGGCGGAAAACGUACGCUGAGAAGCACCCGGAACAAUACCGGAAGUGAAAGUGAAGACGACGAUGACGAGGCGGGUGAAGGUCCGAGCAGUGGGCGUCGAGUACCGAAACGGGCAAACCGGUACGAAUCUGACCACAGCUAUCACAUGGAACGGCCGAAGGCGGCUCGGAUCGUGUCGGAUUCGGACCACGAGGAGCAGGAGUCUCCGCGGAGUACGCGCGGCAGUACGCGACGAGCUCAGGCCGAGUGGGGUCGAAGUGAGGACAGUUUGGACGCCGCUCCGGAGGACGAACAACCGUCGAAUUCGCAACAAUCCGCUGCCAGCAGUAGUCGGCGGAUGAUGCGACCUCGCAACCGAAUUUCGGAUCCGGAGCAAAGUCCCGAAGAAACUGCCACCAUCAGCAAGCGAGGAUCGUCGCAGCGGGCCGCAGCCAACCGAGCCCGCCUAUGGUUGGCCAGUGAGAGUGACAACGACCACCGUCAGCUGCAGUCGCCGGAACUUCCCAGCACAAGCUCGUCCACGUCACGUGCUCGCGUCAGUCGAAUGGUGGUUCCUCCCAACGGAAACAGCAACAGCAGUACGGCGUCAACGACCCGAUCGCCCCGCAAAACCACCAGCUCAACCGCCGGCGAAGGUAGCAGUCGAUCCGCCACGAAUCGUCGCCUCCGUAACAUCUCCCAAAGUGAACCUUCCGUGACGCCACCUCCACACACCGUGGACCACAACUACGGGGAACCGUCGUCACGACGCUCCUCCCGCAACAGGCACCAGCUCUCACGCCACCAGCGAAACGCCGACGAGCUCGAUCACACCCCGGAAGAGGGCGAAGAUCCGCACACGACGGAAGGACCAACCGACGACACCAGUGACGACGCCCCGCUGCGGCCACGAACCGCAACGCGUCCCAGCCAAAUCAGCUCACGGUUGCGCAGCAAAACCGCUUCCCCGGCCAAGAGGGGCAGCAAGAAGUCGUCCGGGACGUCCGAGGAGGACGACGGCGCCCGGCCAAACGACUCCGACGAGGAGUUUAUCGGCGUCGAAGAGGAGAGCGACUCCGAGGAGAAGGUGACCGGCGACAGCACCGACGACGACUCGGACGACAAUACGCCGCUGCGGGUGAUGUCCAAAUCGCGGACGGCCUCCAGCCGCCGGACGCAACCGAGCAGCCGAUCGACGUCGUCAGCGUUGGCGGGCCGAAGUGGGAACAUCAGCAGUCGGACGCGGCAAAAGGAGCGGAACUCGUCCGAGGAUGACUACGGGGGUCCCGGUCCGUCGACGUUGCGAAACACGCGCAACCUGAAGCGGCCCCGCUACAACGAGGACAGCGACGACGAGGACGGUGGCGCCACCGGACGAAGCCAACGACCCAAGCGGCCAACCAUUGUGCCCAGCAGCGAACGGCCACAUCAGUACUUUGGCGGCGGAGGUCCUUCGUCGGCCAGUCGGCAACAACAACAACAACAACACAAUGGCGGCACAACCAGCAACACCGGCACCGACAGCCACAGCGAGGACAACGAAGCCCUCACGAGCGUGAGCAGCCGCGGUCGAGUUCGGCGCAUCAAACCGAACGUGCGGAGAAUAUUCCGCGAGUAGCAGCAGCGGAAGGCAGGCGUCUCUUUUGUACAGUCACCCUUGUAAAUUAUUGUGUGUCUCUUUCCCGUUUUGGUAGUUUUGUAAGUUCAAUGGAUUGUUAGAUGUUACAACAGCAAGAAAGACGGAUCAACGCCGCGUUCCAAUACUGCCAGAUUUUCCGAAACACACACCCACACAGUACCGGUUUUUAAAGUAUCGUUUAAGUCACGAAUCAGAAGCUCAACUUUGAACCAGCUAGAUUUGAGUUGAACACGAGUAACUUGUUAGGAAGUUUAAAAGACUGAUCGAAUUAACAACUCAUUUUUUUUCUGUUGUUGUCGCAAAAACAAGCCAACUUUCAAUCUUUUGCUCUUUCUGAAGAAACCAUCCUAAGUGUGUGUAUGUACAAUAGGUUAGUGUUUAUGCGCUUUCGAGUGUCCCUUUGUAAGUAUCGUUUUCUCAACCGCGCUUAAGUUUAAUUCACUCAAAAAGUACACAUAAAUCGAGGAGUAAUAUUCGUGAUUCGUCAAGCUAUUAUUAUGAGUAAUGCUAACACAACACAACAGAAAAAGGCAUCGAUUGUCAACGUAGUUAUUAGAUGUAAGAGAGAGAGAGUCAGCGCAGCGCAGAGAGAAACAAACGCAAAAAAAGUUAGACUAAAUUUCUUGCAAAAGAUUAUUCUGAA